Symphalangus syndactylus (siamang) is the source of this 994-nucleotide messenger RNA. RefSeq names its product trypsin-2. The record is from RefSeq and is a predicted model, not a curated record. Gene Ontology annotation, molecular function: serine-type endopeptidase activity. Gene Ontology annotation, biological process: proteolysis. Lineage: Eukaryota; Metazoa; Chordata; Mammalia; Primates; Hylobatidae.
AUACGUGCACAUACACACAGUGACACUUCCAUGAGCACAAGGGAUAUCCUUCACUCUCUAGCACCUCUAGACCCUUUCUAGUCUAGACAAUGGCUGAGGGAUUAUGAGUGUGGGCCGGGACAAUGACAUCACAGACCAUCAACCCACAGCCUGGUCCUGGGAGAAGACCUAUUCUUUCUUCAAAGCAGCCAUGGGAAUCAGCCUCCUCUGUCAUGUGGCCUUUUGUUUCCUGGCUGUAGUUGCUGCCCCCUUUGACAAUGAUGACAAGAUCGUUGGGGGCUACACCUGUGAGGAGAAUUCUGUCCCCUACCAGGUGUCCCUGAAUUCUGGCUACCACUUCUGUGGUGGCUCCCUCAUCAGCGAACAGUGGGUGGUGUCAGCAGCUCACUGCUACAAGUCCCGCAUCCAGGUGAGACUGGGAGAGCACAACAUCGAAGUCCUGGAGGGGAAUGAACAGUUCAUCAAUGCAGCCAAGAUCAUCCGCCACCCCAAAUACAACAGCUGGACUCUGGACAAUGACAUCCUGCUGAUCAAGCUGUCCUCACGUGCAGUCAUCAAUGCCCGCGUGUCCACCAUCUCUCUGCCCACCGCCCCUCCAGCUGCUGGCACCGAGUGCCUCAUCUCCGGCUGGGGCAACACUCUGAGCUCUGGUGCCGACUACCCAGAUGAGCUGCAGUGCCUGGAUGCUCCUGUGCUGACCCAGGCUGAGUGUGAAGCCUCCUACCCUGGAAAGAUUACCAGCAACAUGUUCUGUGUGGGCUUCCUCGAGGGAGGCAAGGAUUCCUGCCAGGGUGACUCUGGUGGCCCUGUGGUCUCCAAUGGACAGCUCCAAGGAAUUGUCUCCUGGGGCUAUGGCUGUGCCCAGAAGAACAAGCCUGGAGUCUACACCAAGGUCUACAACUAUGUGGACUGGAUUAAGGACACCAUAGCUGCCAACAGCUAAAGCCCCUGGUCCCUCUGCAGUCUCUAUACCAAUAAAGUGACCCUGUUCUCA